AGUGCUUCUGAUGUACAAUGGGGGUGUGUUGUCCAAAGAAGAAAACACAGCUACAAUGUUGUUGUAAUAUUUGAAAUGAACAUGUUGAUAAACUGACACGAAAGAAUAUGAUAAAAUGAAUUUAGAACAUGAAAAUACACAUGGGAACGGGCUGUUAUACGCUGGAUGGAACCAAGACCAAGGAUGUUUUGCUUGUGGAAUGGAAAAUGGAUUCAGAGUAUAUAAUGCUGACCCGUUGAAGGAAAAAGAAAGACAAGAUUUCUCUGAUGGAGGAAUUAGGCAUGUGGAAAUGCUUUUCCGAUGUAAUUAUUUAGCUUUAGUAGGAGGAGGGAAAAAUCCUAAGUAUCCAUGUACAAAAGUUAUGGUCUGGGAUGAUUUAAAGAAAAAACAUGUAAUUGAAUUAGAAUUUUCUACAGAUGUCAAAAGUGUGCGGCUGAGAAGAGAUAGAAUUGUAGUUAUAUUAGACACAAUGAUAAAAGUAUAUACAUUUACACAGAACCCUCAGCAACUUCAUGUGUUUGAAACAUGCACAAACCCAAGAGGUCUAUGUGUCAUGUGUCCUAACAGCAAUAAUUCAAUACUUGCAUUUCCUGGGCGUAAACCAGGUCAUGUUCAGGUGGUAGACCUUGCUAACACAGAAAAAUCACCCACAGACAUAGCUGCUCAUGAAGCACCUCUUAGUUGUAUAGCUCUUAAUCUACAAGGCACAAGGUUGGCUACAUCGUCCGAAAAAGGAACAUUAAUCCGAGUGUUUGAUCCUAUGUCAGGAUUACAGUUGCAUGAACUAAGAAGAGGUGCAAAUAGUGCUAACAUUUAUUGUAUAAAUUUCAAUCAAGAUUCCAGUUUGCUUUGUGUAGCUAGCGAUCAUGGAACAGUCCAUAUAUUUUCUACAGAAGAUCCUAAACGAAAUAAACAAUUAGGUAUUGGGUCUGCUAGUUUCCUACCGAAGUAUUUUAGCUCAACAUGGAGUUUUUCCAAGUUCCAAGUUCCUGGUGGUGCUAGAUGUCUUUGUGCCUUUGGUGCAGAUUCUAAUUCUGUGAUAGUUGUGUGUGCUGAUGGAAGCUAUUACAAAUUUGUGUUCAACCAGAAGGGGGAGUGUACUAGAGAUGUAUACGCCCAGUUCUUAGAGAUGACAGAUGAUAGAUCAUGAUUUUUCUUGACAUUUUAAAUGACCAACGGAUGAUUAUAAUGAUGCUUUUGUUACAUAUUAAACUACUGUUUCUCAACCAAUGAGUACCAUCAUUGUCAACAUUGUCAAAAUUAAAUUUUUGGUUCAAUUAGUACAGUCAAACCUGCUGAAACUUUUACUUUAAUUCAUAGGUCAUAUUUAACUGAAAAAAACAUUUGAGAUACAGACAAAUAUUUUCUCUUCAUUAAAAAAAAGAAAUUCAUGGACCACCUUUCAAAUGCAUUAAGUUCAUGUGUUCCAUCAUAAUAACAGUAAUUUCCAACAGCCCAUGAAAUUGGAUACAGAAUGCUAUAGCAAAUGGCAAGGUAUUUUUUGUUUGUACAGAUAAAGAGGUUGACUGAGGGAGUAAAGGACUACAAAAACAAAUUUUAAUUGUAAAUGUAUUUACUGUAAAUAUAUACAUACAGAAUUCUAAUGAAGUUACCUCUCGGAGAAUUCCUUUUUGUAUUCUUAUGAGUGAUUGCUUAAAAUAGGUUUGACUGUAUUGAUAUUUAAUCAAUUUAUUGAAUGUAAAAAAAGAUUGUCAGUGACUUUGACAUAGCUGCUUCUUACAAACUAACUUUAUGUGUGGUUCCUUGUCUGAAUAAUUGAAGGUAAUACAAACCUGAAUUAUAUCAAACUUUUUGGAGGUUGAAACAAUAUAUUGUUCUUUUUUUUUUCAUUUGCAUAUACACAUGUAGUGAUUGGUCAUUUUUGUUGAAGUUGUAUGUGUGUGUUUAGUUUGAUAUAGAAUAUCAACAUUCCAUAUUAGAAUUGGUUGUAAACAAUGUAAGGCCAUACAUAAAGUUUAUUGUUUCAAGUGUUGUCCAAAGUUUUUUCCCAUAAAGAUAUCAGUGGUUCAAUGUUUUAAGUUUGUUUAUCAAUUCAUGAAUUACAAAUUUGUUUUAUUAAAGUAUAUAAUGCAAAGCAACUUGACCUGUGACAUGUCUUCCUGCAUGGAACUGCAGUAUUGAUUAUAAAGCAUGUUUCCACAUACAGUGAAACCUGUGUUAUCAAAACCAUAGUUUGAUUGUACUGUGACUGUGCUGUGGGUUAUUCUCAUGGGGUGCUUUUUGGAUAUUUGUUACAGUUAUGAUAUUGAAAAAAGAUAAAACAUUAUAAGAUUCAGUUUUAAGAUCAGUGACUCUCAUUUCAUAAAUAUUCUUUACAAGUAAAAACACUUUGUAAGUGGUGAUCAUUUCAUGAUAAUUUUUCGUCAUAAGUUUUUUUGAUUUUCUUAUAUGAGUCAAAGUUGACAAGGAUGAAAGCAGUUGUGGCCCUAUUUAUGUUUUUAUCAUAUGAGUGAUAUGCAUUGUUAAUAGUUAUAAACAAUGUUUGUGUCAUUUUAGUCAAUAAUUUUUUAUUGUUGGAGUUGACAAUCUAGGUUUGUAAAGAAAGCCUAAACUCUAUUUUUUCCGAGAACAACUACAAGUUGAUGCCAUAGUUUUUGGUCAAACAUAUCUGUUUAUUGGAACUUUAUCCACAUCGGAUUGUGUACAGAGAUCAAUAUACAUUGUGCUAAUACAAAAAGUUCCACGCCCAUUUGAAUUGUUUUGAAUGUGCUGUAAAUUCAUAUAUCUAUUAUGUACUUAUAAAAAAAUAUAUAUAUUAUAAUAUGAUUAAAGUACUGUAUUUCAACAGAGAAUUUUGUGAGAAAAAAAGUAAGCCUGUUAAACUUUUAAGGAGACCUGGAAAAUACUCAAUUAUAUGUAUUUCAAAAUCAGUAGCUUUCAUUUGAUAAUUAACAAUAAUAAAAAAUCAAAUUCAAUGCAGUUUUGAUGUAAGAGGAAUUCCUUUCUAUGUGUUUUGGAUGGAUAGUUGUCUCAUUGGCACUCACACCACAUCUUCCUAUAUCUAAUUAGGAAAAAACAAAGGUUUUGGUUAUUUUUGCUGGAAUUUUGGACUCACAAAUAUAGUGAGCAUUCCUUAUAACACCUUUUGUGGCUCAAUUUUGUUUUUAAUUAAAUGAUAUUGAAUGAUAUAAGAUAUUGCUGCCAGUAAAAAAUAUUGUUUUAAGGACAUACAAUACCAUGGUCCAACACAACUGAUUGUAAAUUGAUCCUUCUUUUUUGUGAAGAAUGGUAGAAGAAAAUUUAUUUUUGAGCUACUGAAUUUGAACGGUGGACAAUGUAUUUGAUACAUGUACAUAUAAAUCAUAUUUUUUGUCAAGAACUAUAUAUUUAAAAUCAUAAGCACAUAUUUAUGUUGUAUGCAAGUUGGAAAGACAGUGUGGAAAUUUGUAUCUAACACAUUUAAUUACCAAAUGUGCAAUGUGUCUAAAAAGAAUAUUGUUUAGGUAUUCAAUGUUUUUAUCAUGUACCUCCAUGAACAAAUGACAACUGUGUAUAUGAAUAUUGAUGUUGAUGUGUAUAUAUAGGUAUUGAUUUAAUUUGUUAUUAACAAAGUACAUAAGUCAAAUUAUUUUGUAAAAUUUGUUCAGUUCUCAGCUUAAUUUAUAAUUAAGAUGCUGUUACAAUAAUACAAAUAGAUAUGUGCUUGGUCUUUCAGUUAUUUUCUUAAGAGUAUUUAAAGUAAUUUAAAAAGUGCUUUUAGUUUAUUGUUAUAUUUAAAUUCAUAUUUUAUUAGACCCAAAAAUCGUCUGGUUGUGUGAAACACAUACCUAUUCGAUGACCUGAUUUUACAAGGUCACAUUUAGGAGUUUAUCAAGCUGCCCUUUAUUUUUAUUGACCCACCAGAUCAUUAAAUAACCUAGUAUUUUCAGUGUAAAAUCUGUAAGUCAUGAUAUUUUUUAUGUCCAACUCUUACUGUUAAUAGAAGGGGAGAUAAUUCUGACUGUAUCAAUAGAAUGUCCUUAAAACUUCUGAACUGCAAAUCUUUUGUUCUAAAUAAAUAUAACAAGAGACUGUCUUCACAUUGAACCACAGGCCCACCUACCAAGGCUAGAAAAAUUGAUGUCUGGCUUGUAAAAAUCAGGUAUACGGGCCAAUAGAUUCUAACUGAAAUUAUAGUAAAUUUAACUUUGGGCCUAUGAAGUCAAAAGUUUAUUGCGAAGACUGAAGAGGUUUGAAAAAAUUAAUUGAUAGAUGGCAAGAGUAUUUAUAAUUCUAUGUACAUAUAAUUUAAUGUCUUAAUUUGAUUGAUAUUUUAUGAGAAGUAAUAAUUAGGAAUAUUGAUAAAAACAAAAUGAAAUAAUUACUUUGAAGUUGAAAAGGAAAAGGAAGAAUUGUAAAAAAAAAAUUCAGUAUUUGAUUCAUAAUAAUGCUUUUGAAUAUUUUAAAGAAAUUGGCAAUGUUGAAAAUAAAAAAAAUCUCUCUGGAUUAAUUGAGCCACAAAUGUUUGUACAGGUAAUACUGUAAAUGUUUAGGUUUUUUUGCUCGAUUUUUGCUCUAAAGAGGACAAAGAUUGACAUACAUACUACCAAAUCCAACAAAUGCCCACAGAAGUCUAAAGUAUAGGUCUUAGUUUAGUCUAUCUUCCUUUAUAAGAUUAAUUGUCUCAUACUAAACAUUUUGUAGACCUAAUCAAUUGACAAGAACUAGUGAUUGUAUGAUUUGCAUAUCCAAAUUAAGAAUUUAGUAUAGAUAGUUAUUGUCAUUCAGGCUAAAAAAAAUUUACAGAUAAAAAUUAACCAAUAUGUGAAUAAAAUCAGUGGACUUCAAGUGUUGUGUUCCAUAUAACUGCCAACAUUGAUUAGUUUCUUAACCAUGUGUUGCAAUAUAUAUGUAUAUAUACGAAAUUGUCAUGUGAUGUAGUGCUGCAGUCAGUAAAAAAAGUCAUGUAACUGAAGAGAAAAAUAAAGCAUAAUUAUAAUGUU
This is a messenger RNA of Mytilus trossulus (common blue mussel), 4943 nucleotides long. RefSeq names its product WD repeat domain phosphoinositide-interacting protein 3-like. Gene Ontology annotation, cellular component: phagophore assembly site membrane; cytosol; extrinsic component of membrane. Bases 116 to 1150 code for a protein of 344 amino acids. The transcript has 10 exons. Gene Ontology annotation, molecular function: phosphatidylinositol-3,5-bisphosphate binding; phosphatidylinositol-3-phosphate binding; protein binding. The record is from RefSeq and is a predicted model, not a curated record. Lineage: Eukaryota; Metazoa; Mollusca; Bivalvia; Mytilida; Mytilidae. Gene Ontology annotation, biological process: protein lipidation; protein localization to phagophore assembly site; autophagy of mitochondrion.